AUGGCUGGAACUUUUUGUAUAAACUCUUGCAUUCUGCUUCCAUGGGUAUUUAGGGAAACUUCAUCUGAUGCUAUUAGAUCUUCUGCAAUCACAAUCCUUUCUCGUAUCUGUGAAGAUUAUGGACCUUCUUCCAUUCCCAUUUCCCAAGGUUGGUUAGCUAUUAUGCUUUCAGACAUUCUCAAAUCCAGAAAGUUAUCUCUUAAAGGGAGUGCUCAACCUAGGGACAAAGUCAAGGCAAAUGUACUUUCUGGUACCCAAAGUGUGAACCAAUUGGCUAGUGUUGUGGUCAACUUAGCAGUCAAUGGUGAUUCAUUUUCUUUGGAAGAUUUUCUUACCCUUGAACCAUUUAUUAACACAUACAAAAAUCUAAAGAAAGGAAAUAUCCCUAAAGUGAAUGCUUUAGAUUCUGCACUUGCAACUUUAAAGGGUAUCAAAGCAAUGACAGUGUUUUCACAUGGUGCUAAUGCAAGGACACGUCAUGUUCCUUAUAGAGAUUCAAGAUUGACAUUUCUUCUACAGGGUGUUGUAAAUGAAGAUGCCUCCGGAGAUAUCAUGGUGCUUCAACAGCAAAUACAACCGCUAAAGGAGGAGCUUGCUAUCCUUAAGAGGAACAACAUAUCCAGGUCUUUAGCAUUUGGUCCAAAAGUCAUUGAAGAGGCUACCCAAGAACACGAGAAUGAUUGCACUAGACAUGAUAACAAAAUCCUGAAGGUUUCCUCUAAACAGCUGAAAUCUUUAGAGACUUCAUUGACUGGAGCCUUGAGAAGAGAUCAAAUGUCGGAAGCUUCUAUUAAACAACUUGAAGCAGAAAUAGAACAGUUAAAUCGACUGGUAAAUUGUUAUCCAAUUUGGUCUAUAAUAUGA
Lactuca saligna is the source of this 864-nucleotide messenger RNA. NCBI's taxonomy places the organism in Eukaryota, Viridiplantae, Streptophyta, Magnoliopsida, Asterales, Asteraceae. The record is from the annotation of a GenBank genome assembly.